Messenger RNA from Gordionus sp. m RMFG-2023, 3312 nucleotides. RefSeq lists its product as uncharacterized. The transcript is spliced from 2 exons. The record is from RefSeq and is a predicted model, not a curated record. NCBI's taxonomy places the organism in Eukaryota, Metazoa, Nematomorpha, Gordioida, Chordodea, Parachordodidae. Gene Ontology annotation, molecular function: DNA helicase activity. Bases 1 to 3282 code for a protein of 1093 amino acids. Gene Ontology annotation, biological process: telomere maintenance; DNA repair.
AUGAUUUUUCGUGCAGAUCGCUCAAGUGACAAGCGAAGAUAUAACAUUCCUAAUAUAGAUGAAGUAGCUAUGAUUUUUACAAAUGAUGAUGGUGAACCCCCAUUUAAACGGGAUAUCAAGGUCUAUCCUCGAGUUGAUGGUAGUGAUCUGAUAAAUAUAAAUAUAUUAAGCCCUAAUCUUGAUCCAAUCGUAUAUCCUCUAUUAUUUUCUUUUGGUGACCCUGGUUGGAAACCAGAUUUAAAGGGUGAAGAUACAGGGCGUACAAGGGCAAAUAUCUCACUACAGUUUAAAAUAUUUAGAUUAGUAAUUCGUGAAAAUGAAUUCAACCCAAUCCUUUUUGCUGGGAAAUUAUCACAACAAUAUAUUGUUGAUUCCUAUUUACAGGUCGAGGCGAAUAAUUUAAAUUUUAUUAGACAAAAUCAGCCAAAAUUACGAGUAGAUGAAUAUUCUGGAUUAAUGGACUACUUGGAAACAAAGUCAAACAAUAUAAUUCCCGGCAAAGCAGUAAUAUUACCAUCAUCUUUUCAAGGUUCUCAAAGAAAUAUGCGAGAACGCUAUCACGAUGCAAUGGCCAUUGUGCUCAAAUUUGGCAAACCUGAUUUGUUUAUUACUUUUACAUGCAAUCCUAAUUGGCGUGAAAUUAAGGAAAAUCUAUUUCCCGGGCAAAGUCCUACAGAUAGACCAGAUUUAAUAGCCCGUGUUUUUAAAUUGAAAUUAAAUGAAUUAUUGUUCGAUAUAAAUAAAAAAAAUUUAUUUGGUAAAUCUAUGGCUUUUAUAUAUACAAUCGAGUUCCAAAAAAGAGGUUUGCCUCAUGCCCAUAUACUUAUUAUUUUAAACGAUGAUAGCAAAAUUGAAACAUCUCAAGCUAUAGAUAAAUUUGUUUGUGCCAAAAUGCCAGAUAAAAUUCUCGAUCCUAAACUUUUUCAAAUUGUUACCCAUUUUAUGAUACAUGGUCCUUGCGGGAUAUUUAACCCCAAAUCGCCUUGCAAGGAAAAUGGCAUAUGUACCAAAAAAUUUCCGAAGGAUUUUCAAAUGGAAACAAGACCAAAUAUUGUUGGGUAUCCAUAUUAUAAAAGGCGAGAUAAUGGUAUUACAAUUCUUUCCGGUAAACCUACGGAUAAUCGUUAUGUUAUUCGUUAUAAUCGAUAUCUGAUGUUAAAAUUCAAUGCUCAUAUUAACGUGGAAAUUUGUACAUCUAUUAAAUCGGUAAAAUAUAUCUUUAAGUAUAUUUAUAAGGGCUAUGACUGUACUAAUGUUGACAUUAAUGUUGCUUCAAAUAUAAAUAUUCAUGACGAAAUUAAAUCACAUUUAAAUGCGCGAUAUGUGAGUGCAUGUGAACCAAUGUGGAGAUUAUUAGAAAAUAAUAUGCAUGACCGCUCGCACGCAGUUAUUCGCUUAGGAAUUCAUUUACCUUUACAACAGCCAGUAUAUUUCACUGCUGGACAUGAAAGAGAUGCUUUAUUGAGAUCAGAAAAUAAACAUACUACUUUAACGGCAUGGUUUGAGUCAAAUAAGACAGAUCUAAAUGCUAGACAAUAUCUUUAUGGGGAAAUACCUUAUCAUUAUGUGUUUACAAAUUACCAUUGGAAACUAAGAAAAAAACGAUUAAAUGUAAUUUCGAGAAUGUAUUCCGUUCAUCCUAAUUCUGGUGAACGAUUCUUCCUUCAAUUAUUAUUACUUCAUGUUUGCGGGGCUACAAGUUUUGAUUAUUUAAAAACUAUUAAUGGAAUUUUAAUGAGUACUUUUAAAGAGGCAGCUAUUAAAAGAAAUUUGUUAUCAGAUGAUAAAGAGUGGGAAUCAUGCUUAGAAGAGGGAUCAAUAUAUCAAAUGCCGUUACAACUUCGGAGUACUUUUGCCUUAAUCUGCAUUUUUUGUCAGCCUGAAAAUCCUGCAUAUCUAUGGAAUAGGUUCAGAUUUAUGAUGAUUGAAGAUUAUUUGCGUCAAUAUUCAGAAGUAAUUGCAAUAAACAUGGCUUUAAUGGACAUUGAAAACGUUUUUCUUGAUCAUGGUUUAUGCUGUCAAAGUUUUAAUCUUCCUUCACCUACAAAAAUCCCCCCAAAACAACAUUAUGAUGCCCAUGUUGAAGCUGCCGAUUCAAUCGAGCGUAUAUCUAAAUUAAACCGAUUACAAAAAUAUGCUUUUGAUUUAAUUAUACAAGCGAUUGAAUUAGAAAAUAUUCCAGAAAGAUAUUUCUUCGUGGAUGGCCCUGGAGGUUCAGGUAAAACGUAUCUUUACAAUACCUUAAUGUGUUAUAUAAGAGCAAAAAAUCAAAUUGUAUUGCCUUUUACAACCACCGGCAUAUCCUCUAUUCUUUUAAAGGGGGGAAGAACCAUCCAUAGCGGAUUUAAAUUACCUGUGCCUAUCUUUGAAACUUCUACAUCCCAUAUGAAUUUACAUAGUUCGUUAGCUCUAGAUAUUAAAAAUAGCAAAUUGAUUAUUAUUGAUGAGGCCACAAUGAUGACUAAACACGCUUUGCGAUGCAUUGACCGAUUACUUAAAGACAUUAUGAAAAAUUCCCACCCAUUUGGCGGAAAAGUAAUUUUAUUAGGUGGUGAUUUUAGACAGACUUUACCAGUAGUGCCUAAAGGCUCCAAAUUCGAUAUUAUAGAGUCCUGUAUAAAAAAAAUUGCUGAUAUAGAUAGUCUUUCUACUAAAAUAAUAUUAACCACCAAAAAUAAAAUUGCACUUACCCUCAACAACGAUAUUAUUAAUAUAAUUUCAGGCCCUAUCAAACAUUAUUAUAGUGCAGAUUCCAUUGAAAGCGAUAAUAAGGAUGAUAUAAUGAAUUUUCCACUAGAAUUUUUGCAUUCACAAACUCCAUCCGGUAUGCCACCUCACAAGCUAACACUUAAGGUUGGUACAAUUGUUAUGCUAUUACGCAACUUGAGCCCAAAGAAAGGACUUUGUAAUGGUACCCGUUUAAUCAUACGACAUUUACAUAUUAAUUUUAUCGACGCUGAGGUAUUGACAGGCACUAAUAAGGGUUAUCGAGUUUUUCUCCCACGAACAGUUACCAUUACUUUAAAAAGACGACAGUUUCCUAUAAUUCCCGCUUUUGUGAUUACAAUAAAUAAAAGUCAAGGACAAACUUUUGAUCAUGUAGGCUUAUUCCUCCCUGAGCCCGUCUUUGCCCAUGGACAACUAUAUGUGGCUCUUACUAGAUGUAAAUCUCAAAAUAAUAUGAAAAUUAUGAUUUUGCCAUCAGAAUUACAAGGAAAAAUUUUAAAAAAUGAUAAAACAUUCACACAAAAUAUCGUAUAUAAUGAAAUCUUAAAUUCAUAAUUUGUAAGAAAUUUAAAAAAGUCACCAACU